UGUAGACAUGCUGGCUGGUCCGGGUGUUCUGUCUGCUGUGUAGUCUGGGGGGGAUCGAUAUGGCGAGCCCUGGGAAGGUGGCCAACUUGUGGAACAGGAGGCAGAGUCUCUUCCCCAACUACAAAGUCACAGAUUCGGAAAUUAAUCGAAGACCCUCAGAAAUUGCUUAUCCACUAGCCAAGGAAAGCUGCGUGAAGACAUGGAACUCCAUGCAGGACCUGAGCAGGGAUAUCUAUGACAUCUAUGCUGAGUAUGAAGACGAAGAGGACGACAAUGCUCCACAUGGCCUCUCCAAGCAUAUUUUACCCUCCAAGAAGAACUAUAUGAUCAACAUCAAUGUAGGGGGGAAGCCCUACCAGAUAGCCUACAAGACGGCUGCCAAGUAUCCCAAGACCAGAAUAGGACGACUGGCCACCUACACGGACCACAACAUGAAACUGGACCUUUGCGAUGACUACAUCGUGACCAACAAUGAAUACUUCUUUGACAGGGACCCAGAUGUCUUCCACAGCAUAUUUAACUUCUACAGGACUGGUGUGCUGUGGAUCAAGGAUGAGUUGUGUCCCCGCAACUUCCUGGAGGAGAUCAAUUACUGGGGUGUGAGGAUCAAGAACACCCACCGCUGCUGCCGCAUCUCCUUUGAGGAAAGGCAGGAUGAGCUGAACGAUCAGUUGAAGAUUCAGAGGGAGCUGGAGGCAGAGGUGGAGAUUGAGGAGAAUGAAGAGCUCUUUCAUGACAUGUUCAUGGGCCAGCAGCGGAGAGCUAUCUGGAACUUGAUGGAGAAGCCAUUUUCAUCUGUCAAGGCCAAGCUGAUGGCGGUGGCCUCCAGCCUGUUUGUCUUAGUCUCCCUGGUGGCCAUGACUCUCAACACAGUGCAGGAGAUGCAAUACAGAACUCCCACAGGUCAGCUCAGUGGUAAGACAUACUGGGAAUAUGUGGAGUCCAUGUGCAUCGCCUUCUUCACCAUGGAGUACCUGCUCCGUCUGGUGUCCACUCCUGACCUUAAGUCCUUCGGAAGGAGCGUCCUCAACACUGUGGACCUGAUUGCCAUCCUGCCUCAGUAUCUGCAGGCCAUCCUGGAGUUCUUUGACAGUGAGGAAAACUACCUGAAGCAUGAGGCUGACAUAAAGGCAGUGGGGCAGGUGGGAAAGCUGGGCCAAGUGUUGCGCAUCAUGAGAUUGAUGCGAAUCUUUCGUAUCUUGAAGCUGGCACGACACUCCACAGGUCUCCGGGCGUUUGGCUUCACUCUGCGUCAAUGCUACCAGCAAGUGGGCUGCCUUUUCCUGUUUAUCGCCAUGGGCAUCUUCAGCUUCUCCGCCAUGGUUUACACUGUGGAGCAUGACAUGCCACAAACAAACUUCACCAGCAUUCCUCAUGCAUGGUGGUGGGCAGCUGUCAGUAUCUCCACUGUGGGCUAUGGAGACGUCUACCCAGAGACCGUACUGGGUCGUAUCUUUGCUUUCAUCUGCAUCUCUUUUGGAAUCAUCCUCAACGGGCUGCCCAUAUCCAUCCUCUUCAACAAGUUCUCAGACUAUUACUCUAAACUCAAGUCCAAUCAGUACACAGCUGCCCUGAAGAAUCGAGGGAAGGUGAGAUUUGCCAAGAGGACAGUGAAAAGGUUGAACAGCUUAUUUGAUAACCGCAAUUGACAUGAACACUGAUUUCUUAUGCGACUUUGUAAUGCUUUCCUUUAUAAAUAAACAGCCUAAUAUGCUUGACUGUAAACUGUGCAAAAACAAACUAUGUGUGAUGAGGAUGAAAAGGUGGAGCAGGGACAAAAGAUGAGGGUUCAAUCCACAGUCGCACAUCUGGCCAUGCAUAACAAUACAUUGGCAGCUUUUGUGUUAGGAAGCCGGUGAGGGAUCACACAAGCAUGUGGGUAUUAACACCCUAUCCGUCCUAAUUAGUACUGAACACAAUGUGUGUGUGUGUGUGUGUGUGUGUGUGUGUGUGUGUGUGUGUGUGUGUUUGUGGUGGGUGGGGGUUAUAUUUUAUAACCAUCAUUUUAUACUAAAUUUCUCAGUCAAAAAUGAGAAAUACAAAAAUUAAAGAAAUAUCCCAAA
Messenger RNA from Epinephelus lanceolatus (giant grouper), 2063 nucleotides. RefSeq names its product potassium voltage-gated channel subfamily V member 2-like. Gene Ontology annotation, molecular function: voltage-gated potassium channel activity. NCBI's taxonomy places the organism in Eukaryota, Metazoa, Chordata, Actinopteri, Perciformes, Serranidae. The record is from RefSeq and is a predicted model, not a curated record. Gene Ontology annotation, cellular component: voltage-gated potassium channel complex; membrane. Gene Ontology annotation, biological process: protein homooligomerization; action potential; potassium ion transmembrane transport.